AAAAUCGCGGCACUGUGGAAUGGAAUGGUUCCGAUCCUCACUGCCAGGAUGUGGAUGACUGUGCUCGACGUGGGAUCUGUUUCCACGAGGUUGAAAUCGCGGGGAGUUGUCACCAGAAGCGGUAGAUGAGUUGAGAGCGAGUGCUGGAUUUGAAUGAACGCUGAUGGCUAUGGUCGAUGGAUUGCAUCAGUUGCGUGAUCUCGUUCUGUGUUAGUGGGGCUCUGAGAGAUCCUGGGUCCCUUGAACCAGUCGUGGGACAGCGGAGCCUGCGGGGCCUGCUUGAUUGAUGCAUUCAUUGGUGGGACAUCCUUGGCUGCCGAUUGAGUUACUCAUGUGCUGAAUUGCCCACAUUUUCCUAAGAUUUGCCUGGUUUUUCUGAGGUUUUAUCGCGGUGAGGGUGAGUAGAGAGUAUAGAAUUCGGUAGAAAUUCGCUACUUGGACUUGGUAGUGGUUGAAGUUUUCUUCCCUUCGUGGUUGGCUGGGUGUGUUUUGCGGAGAAAGCCCGAGGGUCGGUCUGUUUACAGGCUGGAUAUGAGUGGUUGAUUCUGAUUUCAGAAUUCUGCACAUUGUACUCAGUCGCGAGAGGGUGUUGGUCAUGAGCCGCUGACACCCCGACAUUCUCAAAGCUGUCUGUGCUGCGGAAACUUAAAAAGGGGUCUGACGAAUUUGGAGUGGAUUGUGGGUGUGAUUGUGCGACUGCGAGGGUUUAGAGCAGGGUGAUGGGUGGUUUUGAUAUGUAGAUUGGGAUUUGGGGUCAGUAUGGGGGACCAGCUUUGAUGUGGAAGCAAAGCAAUGUGAUGAAAGGACAUAAUUUUUUGAAGAACUUGGAAUUUUUGAGCUUCCACUAUGAGGAACUCGUGACAUUUACUAGAUCUACGGCAUGGCGCAUUCUGUACUUUGUUGUUUGUUGAGUUGCUUGGCAUGUGAGCCUGUCGAGAACAGAGCAGAGAAGAAGAGCUUCGCUAGGGUAAAGAUGGGCAAGGCAUGGCUGGCGCCCAUAGCCUACUUGAUCUCCUCUACAUCGCUCAGCAUCGUGGGGUUGGUGGGAAUUGCCAGACGUAGCAGCCCUGAGUCGGUGCCAAAUCUUUACGCGGGGCUGCUUGUGUUUGGUAUAAUGGGAAUGCUGUUGUCAAUUCCGCUGAUCGAGAAGGUAUGGCAGAAGCAGCGGAGGCGAGAGUACAAGGAGAAAAUAAACAAAGAUGCCGAGAAGAUCACGACUUGGGUGCAACCACCGCCGUGGUCCCGUACUGCUAGUUCGUUGUGUCAAGAGCUUGGAGUUCGUCCCGCGCUUGGUUUAUCAACGACGGAAGCCUGCGACAGGUUACGUGAGCACGGAGAGAAUCGCAUUGAAACUCCUUUGCUUCCGAAUUACUUUGGAUUCUUCGUGAAGGAAAUUUACGAGCCUACUCAGCUGCUGCUAUUAUGCGUGGGCGGAUUGUACGUCAUGUUCGGGGGCUUGGAAGAAGGCGCAACCGCCUUCAUAGUUAUAUUCCUCCUGGUCAUUGCGGAAGUUGGAACGGAAUGGCGUGCGAAGCGAGCGUUAGCAGCGCUGAAGCUCUCUACUCCCCGGGACGCAGCAGUCAGACGCAAUGGUCAGCUCCAGAUGAUUGCCGCCAAGGAUGUGGUUCCGGGUGACAUCGUCCAACUCAGUGUUGGCAUGGAGGUGCCUGCAGAUGUCCGAAUACUGCAAUCACAGUUUCUUGAGGUCGACGAGUCCAAGAUGACGGGCGAAUCGAUUUCUGUGCCGAAAGACCCUUUCGCUCUUCAUCCUGAGAACGCGUCUCUCUUCGAAUUGACUAACAUUGCCACUGCAGGGAGUCUGGUGACAAAGGGCAAGGGCACUGGUAUUGUCUACCAAACAGGUCUUGCAACAACCUUAGGUCAAAUCCUUGCGCGCUCACACAAAGUGAAAGACAAGAAGACGAAGCUGCAAAUCGGCUUGAAAGAAGUCGCAUGGGUACUGAGCAUUGCAGCAUUAGUGUCUAGCGUGGUGGGUGCACUGCUCGGUUUCGUGAAGCAUAUGCGUUGGCAAGACAUUCUUCUCUCAGGUCUUAGUCUAGCCUUUGCCUCUAUUCCCGAGGAGCUUCCUAUCCUCAUCGCUGCGGUGUUGGCAGUUGGAAGCCAAACUCUUUCCCGCAAGAACGUGUACGUGAAAUACCUUCGAGCAGCGGAAAAUCUAGGAUUUGUGGACACGGUGAUUACGGAUAAGACUGGCACUCUCACGGAGAAUAAGUUGCGGCUUCAUUCGAUGCACUUUGGAGAGUGCCUGGUGCCUGCGGAUGAGGUUGCCACUAGAGUUGCAGAGGGCUAUGAUGCGGCAGGAUUUGAAGCUUUACUUACGGCUUGGGUCUUCAUGUCAGAGAUUGGGGACGGAGCCAAUGAAAACAAGGAGAAUGAGAUUGCCGUCGUGCAUGCGAUGGUUGAAGGGAAUGAGCCUGGGGUCCUCCCUACUGAAGAGGUCGUUGAUGAGAUUCAUUUAGAUAUGAUUCCGUUGACGGGAGCUGUGGAACUUGAACGCACUGAUAGCAGUUCACCUCAAACUUCCGCUACUGUCGUAGGUGGGGAUGCCUUUGACCAUGCAAUACUAGGAGGGCUUGGUGUUACACGGCUGAAAAUGGCAAAUUCAGCUCCUGAGCUCGUUGCUAAAGACUCUGAAAUUGAGCAUCAUUUCCAAGCAGUGCAAGUUGCCAAGGCAGAAGCUAACUUAUCUGAUGAGACCCCGUUUUGUCCAACACUGAAGUUUGCCUCUCGUACAUUCAGCAUGCUCAAGGAUAGGAGAGUUAAUUCGGAAGUACCGAGUGUGCACCGGGUGACGUACAUGAAAGGCGCCCCUGAGCUUCUUCUAGAGCUUUCCACAUAUGCACUAGAAGACGGAAGGUAUGUAUUAGUUGAAAAUAUGCGGCAGCAGCUAGAGGAGCAGAUAUGGGGCGCCGCAUCAGCAGGCCUUCGUCUCAUUGGGUACGCUCAGAGCGUAACCCACAGAUCAGAGGAUGUAGCAAACAAGGCGCGGGGAGAUCCAAGCUCCGUCACAGCCAUGGAGGGGACAACGUUCCUUGGAUUCAUGGCCUUCCAAGACGCAGUGCGGCCAGGUGUGGCCGAGGCAGUGGAGACUUGUCACCAAGCAGGUGUUCGGGUGAUCAUGGUGACGGGUGACCAUCUUAAGACUGGACUUUCUAUUGCGUCUGCUUCGGGAAUCCUUGACUAUGAAGGCUUUGAAGGAAGAGAAGACGUCGCUGGUGUUUCCUGUGCAGAUGUUCUGUUGCAAUGCAUGGCAGAAGAGGAAAUCCAGAACCUUGUUGCAGAGACGUGUGUCUUUGCCCGUACUACUCCAAAUGACAAGCUGAUUAUACUGGAAACACUUCAAGGGUCUGGGAAGUGCGUCAUGGCUACUGGCGACGGUUUUAAUGACGCUCCGAUUUUAGCAAAAGCGGAUGUGGGAGUGGCAAUGGGGAAAGGAACAGACGUGGCGCGUGAGGCAGCCUCGAUUGUAUUCGUGGACGACAAUUUCGCAAUGGUGCCGUUUGCGCUCGCAGAGGGGCGGCGGUUGCUUGCAAAUUUGCGGAAGGCGCUAGCUUUCUAUUUGGGUGCUAAGAUUGGCCUGAUAAUGCUCUUCAUCAUCGGAACUUUGUGGAAAAGCUUUCCCCUGAGCGCUAUUCAGAUCAUAGUACUGGAGCUUUUCAUGGACUUGGGUGCUAGCACAUCCUUUGUGAUGGAGCCAGCCGACACAGACAUCAUGCGUAGGCCACCUCUUGAUUCAACCAAGCGUUUCUUCAACCGUGAGAUCGUUGGGGGCAUUCUUGUCUCAGCCCUGUGCAUGAUAUUCACCGUUCUUGUGAGCUUUGCAUAUGGUGUUUACGUCCAUCCUGAGACUGCGCAAUCCAGUGCCUUCCUGGCUUGGCUACUUGCUCACGUGUUAUUGGCCUUGAAUUUGCGGACAUUUCGGGAACCAGUGUAUUAUAAAGGGUUUUUUUCGAAUCCUGCAAUGUGCGUUUGGCUUGUGGCUGCCGUUGGCCUCGCUGCAACAAGCUCAGUAUCGGCGUUGCUGAGACGCCACUUGAAGCUGGAGGUUGUGCCAUUGAGGCAGUGGUUGGUAUUAACUGUCAUUUGUGUUUGCGGUACAUUUUGGGUGGAGAUGGCAAAGAUUAUCUCUGCACGAAGGAGUGCCGUUAUUUCGGAUCAUGCCGAUAAACGGGAGGAGCAAACCUCCUUAUUGGCCGCACCUUAAGAGGUUUUCUGGAAGGUUGCUGUGCCACAAAAUGUACUUAUCAUUGUUAGUUCAGUAGAAAAGAUAAUUGUCCACGAUGCCUCGAUGGGAGAAAAAACCCAACAAUUUACUCUUUAGGACCUUAUACUGUACCUUGAAAUGAAUGCCAUCACAGAAGGUCAUAGAUUCUUAUCAUUGCUAGAGAAAUGUUUAUACAAGUGUAUUUUAUUUAUGAAUUAAUUUGUAGACGCACUGAAAGCGUCGAUGUUUUCAA
Physcomitrium patens is the source of this 4478-nucleotide messenger RNA. RefSeq lists its product as uncharacterized. Lineage: Eukaryota; Viridiplantae; Streptophyta; Bryopsida; Funariales; Funariaceae. The record is from RefSeq and is a predicted model, not a curated record. Gene Ontology annotation, biological process: proton transmembrane transport; intracellular potassium ion homeostasis; intracellular sodium ion homeostasis. Gene Ontology annotation, molecular function: P-type sodium:potassium-exchanging transporter activity; ATP hydrolysis activity; ATP binding. Gene Ontology annotation, cellular component: plasma membrane.